AUGGCACAAAUGAACAGACACAUACAAAACAGCAAGGAGCAGUACACCGUGGCCGCCAUCGUCGUCGCCAGCAGCAGCAAGCCAAGUUCGAAUAAUGUGAGAAUAGUUUACGAACUGCUGAUUUUGUUCUACACGAGUAUCAAUUAUAAGGACUUUCAAGUGGUGAAGAGCACUGUCGAAGAGAGUGCCAACUUCUGUGCCUUAGGGGACAGCACUCAAAAUACUGACUACGAAUUUUAUAUAUUUCAGAUUACGACAGAUGGAAAACCAAAGAUUGUUGACUUAAUUGAUGUGUCGGGAAGUGGUGAUGUGAAUACUUCCACAGUUUUAGAAGCUAAGGAUGAUGUUCUCGUUGGUCUUUCAGGAAGAAUUCUGAAGAUACCAUCAACAUGGGUCAACCCUUCAACGAGAUAUCACAUUGGUAUAAAAAAUGCCUUUGAACUCUACCCUACGGCACUCAAGGAGAGAAUUCAGCAAGAGAGACGGGAGAAGCGGUGGGAUCCCGCUCAUCGUGUUGCUGUGGCAGAAGCCCACCGAAAGCUGGAUGAAUUCAACACGACCCACACAAGCCUGUCUCAGGAAGAGAAGCUUGUCCUGGAAGACCUUCAGUGUCAGGUUGAUCAGUUGGAUGUUCAGGAGAAGACGUACAGCGACUUGGGACCUGUGUACGACUGCUUGGUUUGGCACGAUGGAGAGAGUUGGAGAGCUUGCCUUGACACCAGUGAAUGUGGAGAUCUGAGCAGCUGUCAAACUCUGAGGAGCUACAAGGAAGGCCACGAAUACGCACAGCUCGGCAAGUCAGAAAUGUUGAAUUACUCCAUCAAUGUUUACGAUGAAGGGAACAUUCUCUCCAUCGUCACCAACUCUGGAUCCCACGGAACACACGUGGCUGCAAUUGCUGCUGGGCACUUCCCCGAAGACCCGGAAAGGAACGGUGUGGCUCCUGGGGCUCAGAUUUUGGCUAUCAAGGUGGCUGACUCCAGGCUAAAUACAAUGGAGACUGGGACCAGCUUAAUCCGUGCGAUAAUUGAAGUGAUCAAGUACAAGUGUGACCUUGUAAAUUACAGCUAUGGUGAAGCAGCUCACUGGCCUAACUCUGGGAGGAUUUGCAAGGUGAUUGAAGAAGCAAUUUUGAAACACAACAUUAUCUUUGUGUCCAGCGCUGGCAACAAUGGCCCCUGUCUCUCCACAGUUGGUGCUCCUGGUGGUACCUCCACCCAUAUAAUUGGUGUUGGUGCAUAUGUCAGUCCAGAUAUGAUGGUCGCAGGAUACUCCAUGCGGGAACGGUUGCCAGCGAAUCAAUACACCUGGUCAUCGAGGGGGCCUUGUGUGGACGGAGCCCUGGGAGUGUGCAUCACCGCUCCAGGUGGAGCUGUGGCAUCUGUCCCCAACUGGACCCUACGUGGCAUGGAGCUGAUGAACGGCACCUCGAUGUCCUCACCGAACGCUUGUGGAGGCAUUGCUCUGCUCAUCUCAGGUUUGAAAGCAAACGGCAUUGGGUAUACUGUGCAUUCUGUGCGCCGCGCUAUGGAAAACACAGCAGUGAAGGUGGACAAUGUGGAAGCAUUUGCACAAGGCCACGGGAUCAUUCAGAUUGAGAAAGCCUAUGACUACCUCAGCCAAAACGUUUCAGUAAAAAGUAGCCAGUUAGGUUUUGAUGUCAAGGUAUUCAACCGGCGUGGAAUCUACCUCAGAGAUCCAGCGUACCUGUCUGUGCCAAUAGACUUCUCUGUUUCUGUAGAGCCGGUGUUUCCCGAAGGCACAGACAAUAGUGAAAAAAUUGCUCUCCAGAUACACCUGGCUCUGACCUGCAGUGCAACGUGGGUGCACAUCCCCUCCCACCUGGAGCUGAUGAACCAGUCCCGGCGGGUGACAGUCCGGGUGGACGCACGUGGUCUCAAGGAAGGGCCGCACUACGCUGAGGUCCUGGCUUAUGAUACAACAGCUCCUGCUGUUGGUCCAUUGUUCCGAAUUCCUGUCACGGUCAUUAUCCCUUCAAGGUUAAGUGCAGCUUGUGAGUACAAAAUGGAGUUGAAAAAUGUGGACUUCAAGCCUGGAGAGAUCAGAAGACAAUUCAUUGAAGUUCCUCAAGGAGCUACCUGGGCUGAGGUAAUCUUGACUUCAAGGACAGAAGACAAAACAUCAGAGUAUGUGGUGCACGCAAUUCAACUUCAGAAGCAAAAGGCCUUCCGGGUACACGAAUUUUACCGGCACCUGUUUCUAUCAGAAAAAGCCUCUACAACUGAUAGUUUUGCAGUCCAUGAAGGAGGAACCAUUGAGGUUUGCAUUGCACAAUGGUGGUCUAGCCUGGGCCGCACUGCCAUUGACUACACCAUUUCAUUCCAUGGGCUGAGGUGUAACACCGAUGUAUUGCACAUUCAUGCAUCAGAAGGUAUUGCACGAUUUGACACCAUUGCAUCACUGAAAUACGAAGAGGUUUCUCCUGUCCUGACUCUAAAAUCUUGGGUGCAGACCCUUCGGCCGGUGGAUGCUAAAACAAAACCCCUGGGCUCCCGGGAUAUCCUGCCCACUAACAGACACCUGUAUGAACUUGUUUUAACCUACAAUUUCAGUCAGGGGAAGAGCGGUGAGGUGACGCCCAGCUGCCCCCUCUUGUCUGAUUUGCUGUACGAGUCGGAAUACGACAGCCAGUUGUGGAUGGUCUUCGAUCAGAACAAAAGGCUAAUGGGAGCAGGCGAUGCUUAUCCCGACAGGUACUCUCUGAAGCUGGAGAAAGGGGACUACGUCAUCCGCUUCCAGGUUCGUCACGAGUCGCUGAGCGAGCUGGAACACCUAACAGACUUGCCCUUCCACAUCAGCCGCAAGCUUCCAGCCGCGUUAAACCUGGAUGUUUACCGCACGCAAGUCAAUGCCUUGCUGAACAAGAACAAGUUUGGCAGCAUUACACUGGAUCCAAAGUACACUGUUCCAUUCCAUGUCACUAUGUUGCCAGAUGACAAAGUUCCAAAAGGAUUUGAAAUUGGCUGCUUUCUAAUGGGAACACUCACCCUUUCUAAAACUGAAACUGGCAAGAAAGCUGAUGUGCACACUGUCUACUACCAUCUGAUACCUCCGCCAAACAAGAUAAAGAACGGAACCAAAGACAAGCCAAUAAAAGAAAAAGAAAAAGAACCAAAAGAGAUGUUCGAGGAAGCUUUAAGAGACCUCAAGAUACAGUGGCUGUCCAAAUUGGAUCUACAUGAGGAAUUGGUAUCGAUGCACUCGGAUCACUUACCUGUACAUACGGCUUACCUCAACAGCCUCGAUUCAGGAAAGGAACGUCUGAAGAGACUCGAUGAGAUUAUUAAAAUGGCCAACGUGGUUAUCUCUCACAUUGACCAGAGUUCCUUGGUGAGCUACAUGGCUAUGAAGACUGACCUAAGACCAGACGCUGUGGCUAUCAAAAGUGAUAUGGAGAAGCAGAAGUCAGCAUUGAUCGAAGCCCUCUGCCUGAAAGGAUGUGCUCUGGCUGAUGCAGCUCUUCAAGUCCAGUCGCAGAGUGAAGUAUCUUCAAUCGAAUCAAUCGGUCAUGGCGAGGAUGGGUCAGGUGACCUAUCCCAGAGCCUGAUGGAAACUUUCCAUGAUGUCCAGAAGUGGAUCGAUCUCACAGAUAGUAAGGCAUUAACAUUUGCGUAUAAGCAUGCCUUGGUGAAAAAACAAUUUGGACGUGCUUUGAAGUUUGCUACCAAAAUUAUUGAAAAUAAGCCGAGUCAGGAAAACUGGAACAACUGUAUUCAGUUGCUGAGGUCCCUGGGAUGGGAGCACUGUGCCUCUAUCUACGUGAAUUCCCUGCUGGUGAUGUUUCCCCCGGAUUACGUCCCAUUUUAAGCGUUGUUGGUGGAAUGAAGACCUGCUGAGUGCAUGUUUAAUCAAGAUUGGUGUGGGCAGACCCUGGCAGAUGGUGUUGGAACUUUGUGUUUGAGUUAUUUUCAUUCUUUUUAUAUAUAUAAAAAAAUAUUGAUCAGACUGUUGAGGAUGGCAGUAUUAUUGGUUGGUGUUGUAAAGUCUUCAGGUCUUGUUUGCUAGUUCUCGAGGCAUCUCCUCACAUGGUGACUCGAGUCAGGACUGUGUUUCACAAUCCAUUGCAGUAGAAAUGCGGAGGCGUUUCUUUCAGCAUGGCUGAACUCCAUGGUCUCCCCACAGUUGCAAUCUCCCUUCAACCCCCAUACAUUUCCCCAUGCCUUACUUUCUCCUUCGCAUUGAACUUCAAGCGCUCCAUUCUGCUUGGGCUUGGAGGCUCAGCAAGCUAUUUCAUCCAUAGAUAGCAUUGGUCUGAUGUAGGUGGAGCCCAUGAGAUGGAGAUGGCCCUCCAUAGUGUGGCCAGAGGCUCACAUCAGCUGGAGGCGGUCCAUUGGCGCAGAGCUAGAGGUGCUGCCUUACAGCGCCAGUCAGCUGAGUUCGAUACUGACAACUCGUGCUGUUUGUAUAGAGUUUGUACGUUCUCCCUGUGACCACAUGAGUUUUCUCCAGGUGCUCUGGUUUACCCCCGCAUUCCAAAGACGUACAGGUUUUUAGGUUAAUUGGCUUUUGGAAAUUGUCCCUGGUGUGUAGGCUGGUGUUGUUGUACGGGAUAAUCAUUGGACAGCGCAGACUCUGUGAGACAAAGAGCCUGUUUCCGUGCUGUAUCUCUAAAGUCUACAUCUGAAAAGGUGAGAGCAGACCAGGUAGAGACAAGGUCAGGCGAGACAACCCAGCCCUGGAACUUGGUGCAACAUUCUUCGAUUAUUGAUCUUGUGACUGCCUUUGCUGAUCGAUAAUAACCUUUGCACAUCAAAAAUAUAUCUAAAUCUGAAAAAUGUCAAUUAUAAAAGGCACAAAGUGCUGGAGUAACUUGGCAGUCCAGGCAGCAUCAGUAUUGGGAAUGGACAGCUGACAUUUUGUGUCGAGAUCCUUCUUCAGACUGUCUGAAGUAACGGGUCAGGUAGCAUCUCUGGAGGACAUGGAUAAGUGUUGUUUCAGGUUGAGACCCUUCUUCGAACUGUCUGAAGAAGGGUCCUGACCCGGAAUGUUACAUCCAUGUCCUCUAGAGAUGCUGCCUGACCUGCUAAGUUACUCCAGCACUUUUGUCUUUUUUUUCUGUAAGACAGCAUCUGCAGUUGAUUGUGUCUGAAAACUUUUGAUUACUGAAGAAGGGUUUCGGCCCGAAACGUUGCCUUUUUCCUUCAUUCCAUAGAUGCUGCUGCACCCGCUGAGUUUCUCCAGCUUUUUUGUGUACCUUUAACUUUCAAUUACUGUUGUGGUGCGGUGGGGAAAUGUUUCACCAUUUACCCUUCACCUUUGUGUGAACCGCAAUGCAAGAAAUUCAAUUGCAAAACCCUGUGGUUUAUUUCACUGUUGAAAAGAGAAUUUUCUCUCGAAUGCAAUAUGCUCCAGAAAGUCUCCUGGGUGCUUGAGUCACCAUGGCGCCCAGACAGUUGUCAGGUCAUGUGACACACAUAUUUGGCCAUGUUGUCCUGGGAACAUCAGUAAAAGUGACUAUGAAGCUGUCAGAUUGUUGUUAACAACCCAGCUUUUUCACUUCUGCCGGUUUGGUCCACAUCUGACUACACAACCACACCAAAUUAUUGAGUCUCGUAUCCAAAACUGACCAACAUAACAUUCACUGGAGCCAGGGCAGCGGCUUUGCUGGUGACCCUUACACCCACACAACAAAUAAGCAUUGUGAAAUAAUUCAUAACAAUGUGUGGACAGAAAAGGAAUUGCUGGAGUGAAUGGACAGGUUAUAUUUUGGGUUGGGAUCCAUCUUCAGGCUCUGAAGAAGGUGUUUGACCCAAAUCAUUGCUUAUCCAGUCUCCUCACAGAUGCUGCCUGACCUGCUGAGUUCCUCCAGCACGUUGUGUACUGACAAUGUGUGGAACUCAUCACCAAUCCUGCAGUAUUGUUCCUCGCCCCACCGUCACAUUGCAGCUCCGAAUUUGCCUUCCUUGGUCACACACACACAAUUCAAACCCUUCCCUUCUCCCCUGGUUUCUCCGUCCUUUCCUGCUUCCCUCGAGUUUGAGGAGGCAUAGCAUCAUUAGAACGCUUCACUCGCUGAUGCACCAGCUUAAAUCAUCAUCGGUGAUCACUCGAAGUCCAGUGUGAUUGUCCUCCUGAUGGGUCCUUUCUGUGGGUCUUGAAUGACUGACGAGGCAGACACUGGAGCCACACACUAGAUUGCCGUGUGGGCAUGGAUGGGUGAUAUUGGUGUUCGGGUAUGGUUGGACAGGAAAUCUCAAUAGCUAUCUGAGUCAUGGGACAACAUCAGCCAGUGAAAAUAUCCUUCGUCCUCCAUUAAAUUGGAUAAAUAUUUUUAAGAUGCUUUUGUUGUGCAAUGCAGGUUUUAAUAUGAAAAUAAUUUCAGCCGUUAUUUAUGUAAAUGCUUUUUAAUUACAGUAUAUCUAGUAACUGCAUGUUGUUGCUUUUUAUGUGAUCAUCAUUUCCGAACAAAACAAAUAUUGUUUAUACUUUUGUGGGAAUUAAGAAUUGUUCCCUUUGUGCCUUCAGAUCUGGAGCGGCCUUUUGUCGAUGCAUAUCAGUGCUUCUUGAUUAGUGAUCGAUCUGUGGUUAACACUGUCUGUUUCUCACUGGUGGAAAAAAAUUCUGAUUUUAAGAAAGACUGCUUCUUCAUGUAGACUUUCUGAAAACUGAUAAUGCAAUCUGCAAAAUUUACAAUAUACAAACCAAAUAAAUCAUCAAUUGUUUGACAAAGAA
Messenger RNA from Leucoraja erinaceus (little skate), 6693 nucleotides. Its product is annotated as tripeptidyl-peptidase 2-like. Gene Ontology annotation, biological process: proteolysis. NCBI's taxonomy places the organism in Eukaryota, Metazoa, Chordata, Chondrichthyes, Rajiformes, Rajidae. The record is from RefSeq and is a predicted model, not a curated record. The transcript has 31 exons. Bases 1 to 3828 code for a protein of 1275 amino acids. Gene Ontology annotation, cellular component: cytosol. Gene Ontology annotation, molecular function: serine-type endopeptidase activity; tripeptidyl-peptidase activity.